This is a messenger RNA of Chelmon rostratus (copperband butterflyfish), 3399 nucleotides long. It is a transcript of the gene shisa4, whose product is annotated as shisa family member 4. The record is from RefSeq and is a predicted model, not a curated record. Lineage: Eukaryota; Metazoa; Chordata; Actinopteri; Chaetodontiformes; Chaetodontidae. The coding region runs from base 166 to 798 and encodes 210 amino acids. The transcript is spliced from 5 exons.
ACGACGGAUAAAUUAACGUUACAGAUCGACAAAGCCGUCCCGUCUCCAACGCUGCUCCCUGCUCUGGAUCAUGUCUGAGAAGGACCGUUAGUCCGCUUCUUCUUGCUCCCUUCCGCCGAUGAAAACGGCUCCCGUUUAAAAUCUCCUCGCUUGGUUUGAAUUGGGAUGAGGAUGAUCUCUGCGACGGGCAACAUGUCUCUCGUCGCGCUGACUUUGGCGCUGCUCACCGUCGUCCUCUGCACUUCUCAGGUCAGUGGGAACGAAGACUGUCUGUGGUACGUGGAUAAAAACGGCACCUGGCACAACGGCUUCGACUGCCCUCUCAUCACGUUCUGCUGUGGGAACUGCCACCGGCGCUACUGCUGCCUGGACGCCUUCAAGAUGAUCACAGAGAGGGAGCAGAAACGCUGCAUGCUCUUCCAGUUCAGCCCCACCACUUUAGCUGGCAUUGCCUCCUCCAUCCUCCUGUUUGUGGCGAUCAUUGCUACUAUGGUCUGCUGCUUCAUGUGCUCCUGUUGUUACCUCUACCAGAGAAGGCAGCAGAGGGGCAGGACACCUUAUGAUGCCCAGCAGAUCCCCAUGGCCAGCUACCCAGUGGAGCCCAUGUACGACGCUUAUGGAAAACCACUGGGACCCUCUGAGUAUCCACAUGCAGGUUAUCCAAUGGCGCCCCAGUACCCUGGCAUGCCCCCUCAGUACCCGAUGAUGCAGCCUGGACCUUAUCCACCACACCUGAUGGAUCCUGCAUACAGCCAGGCCCCUCCACCUUACUCUCCACCGCAGUAUCCUGGUCAUUGAUGGGCUCGUCUACAUGCACACACACACACACACACACAAAAACACAUACACACAGAGGGAAACAACAGCAACAGAGAGAAAUGACUGUUUCAAAAGAAGAAGGCAGCAACACUCUCUUACACACUCAAACACACACACACCCACACUCAAACACUACAGCUUGACUAGCAGUGGUUUGCCUGUGAAAGACAACAGGAGGCACUUUAAGGGUUUUGCUUGUUUGUUUAUUUACAACAUUGUCCUACUUUUCUGGAGUAUUUACGUAAGUCAAACUGUGUUGUGCAACCUGACGCCCGAUUGUUCCCAAAGUGAGGAGGUACAUGGCCGGCGUCUCGACUCUGUGCUGCCACUUCUGCUCUGACACACUCACCUCAAUGACAGGGGGUCACCUGAAGACAGGGCGCUCCCUUGCCAUUUAUUAGAGGGAAAAUGCUUUACGUCCUCACUUUUGUUAAAUUUGAAUAAAUUGAUAACUGCAUUCCAGAUCAUCUCGGUCACUGAUCAACAUUCUCCAAAUAUGAUUACACGAUGUGUUUUUUUCUGUAUUUUUUCUGUAAUGUGGUAGAGGCUAAAGUGAAACACAAAUCGCAUGUGUGAUUAAAAAGGUGACAUGUAUGGCUCAAAGGCAGUGAGAAACUGUCUCAAAUUUGCUCAGACGGCCUAAUGGAUUUCAUGGUACUCCUGAUUCUGUGUACGAAGCCUUUAGUCCCCUGUUAGUUUCAACUUUGUCUCUACUUUUUCAUAGCUGACUUGACUAAUUUACUUCAUGGUAGCAUAUUACCUGCGCCAUUGUAAUGUAACAUCAGCAUGCUACCCCAGUCAAAGUUAUCUGUUCUCUCAUGCUCCUUUUCUGGUUUUAAAUGAAUUAGAAAUGAGUCUUUAGAUUAAUCCCAUAAUGCCAGGUUGGACGUGACAGUGAAAUUCAUGUUAACUGUUUAUUUUUCUUGUAACAUAUCAGGUCAGGGGAGUUGCAGGUCAUGCACAAAUUGUCCCGCCUUACAAUAAUUAACCAUGAAGAAAAAAUAAAUUAACUAUUUAAAUACAUAUUUUGUAAAUCUGUACUUCAACUGAAUAUUUUAUGAUAUUGUAACAAGUUAUUUUAAACACACUGUGUUGUUAUUGUAACUUAAGUUAUGAUGUUUUAGCAUUUUGGCAUCUUUCCAUUGGGUAUUUAUUAUUAUUAAGGUUACCUUUUACUGUGAAAGGGUUCUCACCUUCUGGACAAGCUACAAAGCCAAAAAUCACUACUGUUGAAAAUAAUGAUUUUGUUGACCACCUAUCUUUAAGCCAGUAGUUUGACAUUUUGGGAAAUAUGCUUAUUUGCUGUUUUGCUUAGAGUUAAGAGAAUAUCAGUAUCAAUCCAAUGUCUGUAUGGUAAAUAUGUAUGUUUGCUAAGCUAACUGUUAGCGGGAGGCAGCAGCCAGCUAGCAGGGUUUAGCAACUAAGAAAGACUGGAAACAUGAAGAAACCGCUAGCCUAGCUCUGUCCCAAGACAACACAAAUGUGUUAAUUCGUUAAAAAAAAACAUUAAAUCUUUUUUGUUCAAUCCAUACAGAAACCUAAGUCUACAAAUGAAAAUUUGACAUACUAUAGGAGGCUAACUUAUGUAGCCGAAUAUGUUAUUUCUUAGCUGGAAGCUGGAACCAGUGGAAACUUCAGGAAAAAUCUUACUUAAACCAAUGUAAAACGUUAUGUUGUUUUUACAUCUGCGUACUAAUAUCUUAUGUGUUAAAUACUGAGCUAUUGAGGGCCAGAGCCAGGCUAGCUGUCCCACCUCCACGCUUCUGGUCUGUGUGCUAAACUAAGCUCACCCGCUAUGGCUGGACCAGUUAGCUAGCUAACAUAUGUUUUGUUUACUGCAUAGAUGUGAGUGGCAUCAGUCUUCUCAUCUAGCAUUAGCUUGACAAGAAAGCAGAUAACUUAUGCUAGGUGUAUUUCAAAACAAUGUUGAACUAUUCCUUUAAAUUUGCACCUACAGAUUUGGUCUCCAGUGAGGUCAUAGCCCUGUAAUGAAUCUGUAACAUGCCCCUUUGUAAGAUGUGUGAACUGUUAAACAUGACGUCUCAAGCAUGUGUUGUAUAGUUAUCUGUCAGACGACUCAUAGGCGAUGCCUGGAUUGUCUUUAUUCAGGUGUAAUUUAUCUCGAAGUCCAAUGAGACACAUUAAAAACACUGUUAUCAUGCUGAGCAGAGAAGCCUGGGCAGCCUUUUCCUUGAGACUGAGACCUGCUGCUGAAUCUUGUCUCACUGCUAAACCACGCAAUGAAUCAGACAGGACCUGUUACCGGUAGUUUACAGCAUAAAUUGUUUUCUCCGACCGCGGCGUCCAUAUGUACAGAUUUGUUGAGCCUUUGUAAAGCACAAAAAGAGAACACUUUUCUUUGUAAGAUGCUUUCAUAUGUAGUUUGACAUAACAUUUGCUCAAUGAUGUUUCCGUUUAUCUGCGCUUCUAAACCAACUCCAUGAGUGUGUUUAAUGAAACUGAUGUCAGUUGGCAGAAUAACUUGUCUAGGUGGCUUUUGUCUGUUGUCAUAUCAAUGGUAUGACAUUGUAAUAUAAAGUGAGUGAAAAGUUUUUAUUUCUAUUAACAUAAAAUUUAACU